Messenger RNA from Vanderwaltozyma polyspora DSM 70294, 1839 nucleotides. It is a transcript of the gene FET3, whose product is annotated as ferroxidase FET3. The transcript has a single exon. Gene Ontology annotation, biological process: reductive iron assimilation; cellular response to iron ion starvation. Gene Ontology annotation, molecular function: ferroxidase activity; copper ion binding. The record is from RefSeq and is a predicted model, not a curated record. Gene Ontology annotation, cellular component: high-affinity iron permease complex. Bases 1 to 1839 code for a protein of 612 amino acids. NCBI's taxonomy places the organism in Eukaryota, Fungi, Ascomycota, Saccharomycetes, Saccharomycetales, Saccharomycetaceae.
AUGAACUUAUCCAUACUUUUGACAUUCACUCUACUAUAUAAUGUUGUAUUGGCUAAGAUCCAUACUUUUAAUUGGACCACUGGCUGGGGGAACUACGAUGUAGAUGGUACUUUUGAAAGACCUGUCAUUACUUGCAAUGGUGAAUUCCCAUGGCCAGACAUUAGGGUUGCUAAAGGUGACAGAAUUGAAAUAUAUUUGACUAACGGCUUCACUGACGCUAAUACUACCUUGCAUGCCCACGGUUUAUUCAUGAAAGGUAUGAACCAAAUGGACGGACCACCAAUGGUUUCACAGUGUCCUAUUGCUCCUGGUGACACUUUCUUAUACAAUUUCACUGUUGAUGAUAACGUGGGUACUUAUUGGUAUCAUUCACACACACUGGGUCAAUACGGUGACGGUUUUAAAGGUAAACUGAUUAUUGAAGAUGGUGAAAAUAAUGAGAAUUUCCCAUAUGAGUAUGAUGAGGAAGUCAGUAUCGAACUUUCUGAAUGGUAUCAUAAGACUAGCGAAGAAUUGAUCCCUUCUUUUAUGAGUUUGUUCAAUCCUACUGGUGCUGAACCAAUCCCACAAAAUUUGAUCAUUAAUAAUACUAAGAAUUUAACAUGGGAUGUCAAACCAAAUACUACUUAUUUAUUGAGACUGUUGAAUACUGGUGGGUUUGUCUCUCAGUACUUUUGGAUAGAAGAUCAUAACAUGACCGUUGUAGAAGUGGAUGGUGUCUACACUGAAAAAAAUACUACUGAUAUGCUAUACAUUACUGUUGCUCAAAGAUAUUCAGUUUUAAUUACGACAAAGGAUGAUACUUCAAAAAAUUAUGCUAUCAUGCAAAAAUUCGAUGAUACUAUGUUAGAUAAGAUUCCAAAGGAAUUAGAAUUAAAUGCAACUUCUUUUAUGACUUAUAACUCCUCUGCUCCAAAACCUGAAGAAUCAUAUGUAGAUUCUCUAGAUGAUUAUCUAGAUGAUUUCUAUUUAAUUCCAUAUGAUAAAGUAGAAGUCUAUGGUGAGCCAGACUAUACCAUCACUUUAGAUUUAAAAAUGGAUAAUUUAAUAAGUGGUGUAAACUAUGCCUUCUUCAAUAAUAUCACCUAUACUUCUCCAAAGAUUCCAACUUUAAUGACAGUAUUAUCGGCUGGCACAGAUGCUAAUAAUCCUUAUAUCUACGGUACAAAUACUAAUACUUUUGUAUUGAACAGAAAUGAAACUAUUGAUUUAGUAUUGAAUAAUUUGGAUUCUGGUAAACAUCCUUUCCAUUUACAUGGUCAUGUUUUCCAAUUGGUUUGGAGAGACAGACCAUAUGACAGUGACUUGGGUGAAGAACCACAUGCAUAUAACGAAACUGAAUCUCAUACCUUCCCACAAUACCCAAUGAUGAGAGACACUGUGUAUGUUAACCCUCAAUCAAAUUUUGUAUUACGUUUCAAAUCAGAUAACCCAGGUGUCUGGUAUUUCCACUGUCAUAUCGAAUGGCAUAUGGUUCAAGGUCUAACUAUUGUUUUGGUAGAGGACCCUUAUGGUAUUCAGUCAGACCCUACUCAACAGAUUAAUCAAAAUGGUUUGGAUAUCUGUAAAAGCGUUGGUGUUAUGACAAGUGGUAAUGCAGCAGGUAAUGAUGACUUCUUUAACUUAAAAGGACAAAAUGUUCAAGAAAAUUUUAUUCCAGGUGGCUUUACCGCUAAAGGUAUUGUUGCUUUAACAUUCUCUUGUUUAGCUGGUAUUUUAGGUCUUGCCACAUUAGCAUUUUAUGGCUUAAUGGAUAUUCCUGACGCUGUCGAAAAGGUAGCUGAUGACUUGAGUAUACCAUUAACAGAUAUUGUUGAUACAUCAACCCAUUUCACUUAA